Molecule: messenger RNA, 846 nt
Organism: Guillardia theta CCMP2712
Lineage: Eukaryota; Cryptophyceae; Pyrenomonadales; Geminigeraceae
Exons: 1
Coding region: 1-846 (281 amino acids)
Source: RefSeq, a predicted model, not a curated record
AUGCAGACAGGCCCAACGUUCUUCUUCAUCUCCUUCAUUGUCAUCGCUCCCUAUACCCUCCUCCCCGUUGUCAUCGCCGUCCUCCUCCAGAACUUCACCAGGGCCGCCAAGCAGGAGAGGCUGCAGGAGCAGCCCAAGGAGCAGCAGGCGAUCGCAAGCAUGCGCUCCUCCCUCGAUCCCCUGCACAGGGAGUUUGCGCUCUCUUACAACCACGAGGACCUGGUGAGCAAAGUCCAGCGGGUGUUCAACAGGCUGGACGAGGAAGGGAGCAACCUGCUCAACUACAACAAGAUCUACGAGGGGCUCCGGAAGCUCGAAUUCUCACCUCGCAUCAAGCUGUCCAUCGAGGAGUUCCAGAGGAUGACGCGAGCUGGGAAGCUGCUGGACGAGGAGGGCCAGAUGGACCGCGGACAGUUUGAGCGGAUGAUGAUAGGAGAGUUCUCCUGCUACUGCGAGGCAGCUCUUGUGAACAAGAUCAGAGUUCUGCUCUCCGAAGACUCCUCCUUCGGCUUCCUGCUGGUCACGCAGCGCAUGCUGCUUGCCGACCAGGCGGCCAAGGAGAGGAGGGAGGAGGAGGAGGCGGUGGACGAGGAGGAGAAGGAGAUGGUGAUGUUGAAGAAGAGGCAGAUCUUGAGCGAGACUACCUUCAGCCUUCGAAUGGUCCUCAGAGACCUUAAGGCGCUGAGAAGAGGAGCGGCGACUCUCUCCAAGAAGCUCGCGGAUAUGGAGGGUCAGGCUCUCUUUCCGAAGACCCCGGGCGAUGGAAGAGGAGGAGGACGAGGGAGGACGAGGACGAGAAGGCUUGCAUCGGGAGGAGGCAGAGGAGAAGGCUUCGCAAACACUUGA